Messenger RNA from Erigeron canadensis, 6855 nucleotides. Its product is annotated as protein CHROMATIN REMODELING 4-like. Gene Ontology annotation, molecular function: ATP hydrolysis activity; ATP-dependent chromatin remodeler activity; DNA binding. The coding region runs from base 718 to 6609 and encodes 1963 amino acids. Gene Ontology annotation, biological process: negative regulation of transcription by RNA polymerase II; chromatin remodeling. The record is from RefSeq and is a predicted model, not a curated record. The transcript is spliced from 10 exons. NCBI's taxonomy places the organism in Eukaryota, Viridiplantae, Streptophyta, Magnoliopsida, Asterales, Asteraceae. Gene Ontology annotation, cellular component: nucleus; chromatin.
CAUCGUCAUCAUCAUCCAGGUGAAGGUGAAAGAAACGAAUUAAGAUGCAUGAAGGUGUAAAAAUGGUAGCAACCUAUAUAAACCUUAACAUAUAUAUGUAUAUACCGGUCCACCUGAAAAGAGAAAACAAAAACUGAAUUCAGAAAACAGCCUACAUUUUCUCUCUCACCCUCUCUCCUUACAAAAUUGAAGGAACCUAGUAGUAGUAUAAGAAGAAGCAAAAAGUUACGUUAUGUGUGAGGUGGGGUUGGGGCUGUGGCUAUUGUUUGGUGGGGAAGUCCACGUGGAAAGAACGGAUUGGCUGAAACAGGAGUGUUUUUUUUCCCUUUUUUCUUUAAUCUUAAUAUUAAAUAUUAUUAUUAUUUUUUUCUGGACGGACAACAACAAAAACCCAUUGAUUGUCAGAGAAAGUGUGUGUUGGGUGUUGUGUUCCCCAAAUUUCAUUUCCCUUUUCUUUUUCAUUUCAUUUAUCUCUUUUCUUUCUUUUACAUUUACAUGUAUAUAUAUAGAUGUUGUGAUAUGAUAUAUAAGAAGACAUAAUUUGAAGGUAAUAAAUACACAGACAGACGGACACCCACCCACCCGCCGAUUACGCUCUUUUUAUUUUUUGCCCUAAUAAUAAUAACAGUAUUAUUCAAACCCUUUGCUUUGCUUUGCUUUGCUUUGAUCUGAUCCUCUUUUGCUGGUAGCUUGUUGGAGAGUUGCACAUGUCAUAAAAUGAAAGAUCCAGAUGCUAAAAUGAAAAACAACCAGCUAUCAACUAAUGACAUUAUCAAUGGCAACUGGGCUUUAAAGCGCAAGCGGAAAAAGAUUCCUUCUGGUAAAGUCAGGUCCAACGGCAACAUAACUGAUUCUGUACCAUCAGAGAGCACACAUACUGCACCAAAAGAGAAAUUAAAGAAAGAAAGCUUUUCCGACCAUUCUCCUACCAAGGAAAGAGGGAAUGAAGGGAACUAUCAUGAAUGUGAUGUCUGUAACCUUAGUGGAGACUUGCUCUACUGUGACAGCUGUCCCUCGACUUACCACAUUCAGUGCCUAGACACACCUCUGAAGCAAAUACCAAAUCAAAAGUGGAAGUGUCCUACCUGCUGUCCCAAGAAUAGUUCAGUUGAACCAGUGGAUGAUUCAAAUCCUUCAUCAAAACGACCAAAAAUAAAGAUCACAAUUGGGAACUCUAAAAGUAAAAAUAAAUCUGCUAAAUAUGACAAAAGUGGGAAGAGAAGAUCGAGCAAAGAGAAAUCUGCAAUUUCAAGCCUCAAUGUAGAUGUAUCAGCUUCAUCUUUUUCAGAUGAUAAAGUUAGUGAUGAUGAAGAAAAGAAGGUUGUGGAGACGAAAAGAAAAAGAAGACCUGAUGAGAAUCGCUUUCGAAAAAAGAAGGUUGUUCUUGCAGUUGAAAUUUCCGAUAAAAAACCCAUGAAAAGAAAGUAUAAAAUUCCAUCCGAUGAUGAUGAAUAUGAUGAUGUUCAGAAGAAGCCUAAAAUUGAUAAGGGGAAAAAUGCCGCAAAGAGUUCUCGAAAACGUGUAGCUAAAGUACAUUGGGAAUCCAGCAGUUCUCAAUUGAAUCGAAAGUCUGUCAAGCAUGCAAAAUCGAAAUCUUUGUCAAAACAUGACAUUGAAAGUGAAGUUCAUGAUAUGAAGUUGAAAGAUGAGGUUGAUCGGGUAUUAGGUUGCCGAACUCAAGGUAUUGAGUUUAGUUCUGAACAUCACUCAUCUGCAAUGGAGGCUGAUGAGAUGCCUUCUCAGAAUGUUAUGGUGGACAACCAGGAUGAAGAGUCAAAGGAAGGUGGAACUUGUAAUUCGUUAGAUGUUGGAGAAACUGAUAUAGUCAUUGAGCGCAUUGAGAAUAUAUUGAGCCCUACCGAUUCACAGAGACUUGUCGAGAAUGAUGUGGGAGUAGAGACAAUAAAUGUAUCUGUGUCCAAUGAUUGUGGUGAAGAGAAAAAUAACGAUGAUUUUGCGUUGACUUCAAAUGAUCUGGCAAAACCAACCGAAGAGAAUCCAAUGGGGGUCAACACUAAUGUUAUUUCAAAUUCUCAUGAAAUCAUGGAUGAUAAGAUGGAUAUUAAAGUGAAAGGUAGCCAGAAGAAUAAAGAGCCUAACAUUGAUGUGAAAACGGUCUGUUAUGAAUAUUUGGUCAAGUGGGUUGGUAAAUCUCAUAUACAUAAUAGUUGGGUUACCGAAUCAGACUUGAAAGUUAUGGCAAAAAGGAAACUGGACAACUACAAGGCAAAAUAUGGAAGGACAGUGAUUAAUAUCUGUGAAGAAAGAUGGAAAGUGCCUCAACGGGUGAUUGCUAAAAAUGGGUCUACUGAAGUUUUUGUGAAAUGGACUGGUCUUCCUUAUGAAGAAUGCACAUGGGAAAAGACUGACGAUCCUGUAAUAGUAAAAGCAUCUCAUCUUAUUGAUUUAUUCAACCAAUUUGAGCACCGAACACUAGAAAAAGAGGCUGCUUAUGGUAAGACAUUUCGGGAAAAAGGCCAAUUUCAUCAUAGUGAUGCAAUCACUCUUACUGAGCAGCCUAAAGAGCUUGGAGGCAUGUUAUUUCCACAUCAGUUAGAAGCACUUAAUUGGUUACGGAAAUGCUGGUCUAAGUCAAAAAACGUGAUUCUUGCUGAUGAAAUGGGGCUUGGUAAAACAAUAUCCGCCAGUGCUUUCUUAUCAUCUUUAUACUUUGAGUUUAAAGCUCGAUUACCUUCUCUAGUUUUGGUGCCUCUUUCUACAAUGCCCAAUUGGAUGGCUGAAUUUUCAUUAUGGGCUCCUAAUCUGAACGUCAUUGAGUAUCAUGGUUGUGCACGGGCUCGAACACUUAUGCGUGAAUAUGAAUGGCAUGCAAAUGAUCCCGUGAGUUCAAAGAAAACAUCCAGCUAUAAGCUCGAUGUUCUUCUAACAACUUAUGAAAUGGUUCUUGCUGAUUCAACCCAUUUAAGUAAAGUUCCAUGGGAAGUUCUUAUAGUUGACGAGGGCCAUCGGCUUAAAAACUCGGGUAGUAAGCUCUUUAGCUUGCUUAAUACAUUUUCUUUUCAACAUCGUGUUUUAUUAACCGGGACUCCUCUUCAGAACAACCUCGGUGAGAUGUAUAAUCUGCUAAAUUUCUUGCAGCCUUCUACUUUCCCUUCUCUAAAAUCAUUUGAGGAUAAGUUUAGUGAUCUUGCAACAGCCGAAAAGGUUGAUGAGUUGAAGAAACUUGUGGCUCCUCAUAUGCUUAGAAGGCUUAAAAAGGAUGCUAUGCAGAAUAUUCCUCCAAAGACUGAGCGGGUUGUUCCUGUUGACUUAUCAACUAUACAAGCAGAGUACUAUCGGGCCAUGCUAACAAAAAAUUAUCAGGUUUUAAGGAACAUUGGAAAAGGUGUGCCACAGCAAUCAAUGUUGAAUAUUGUUAUGCAAUUGAGAAAAGUUUGUAACCACCCGUAUCUCAUACCUGGAACCGAACCGGAAUCUGGGUCGAUCGAGUUUCUUCAGGAUAUGCGUAUCAAAGCUUCUGCUAAGCUUAAUUUGCUUCAUUCUAUGCUCAAAGUGUUGCACAAAGACGGCCACCGGGUUCUCAUAUUUUCUCAAAUGACAAAGCUUUUAGAUAUUCUUGAGGAUUAUUUGAAUAUUGAAUUUGGUCCGAAAACAUUUGAAAGAGUUGACGGGUCAGUCUCGAUAGCUCAUCGUCAGAUGGCAAUUGCACGGUUUAAUCAAGAUCAAAGUCGGUUUGUGUUUUUGUUAUCAACGCGUGCUUGUGGACUCGGGAUCAAUUUGGCAAGUGCUGACACUGUUAUUAUAUAUGAUUCUGAUUUUAACCCACAUGCUGAUAUUCAAGCAAUGAAUCGUGCUCAUAGAAUCGGUCAGUCAAAGAGACUACUUGUUUACAGGCUUGUUGUUCGUGCGAGUGUUGAGGAGAGAAUCUUGCAACUUGCAAAGAAGAAACUAAUGCUCGAUCAUCUUUUUGUAAACAAGUCAGGAUCACAAAAGGAGGUUGAAGAUAUCUUAAGAUGGGGAACUGAACAACUUUUUGAUGAUUUUAUAAAAGAUUCAGGUGAAAAUAAUGUCGAUAAAGGUGAAGGUUCUGUGGAUGUAGAACAUAAGCAUAAGAGGCGUGUAGGAGGUUUGGGGGAUGUGUAUCAGGAUAAGUGCAGAGAUGGGAAUACUCGGAUUGUGUGGGAUGAAGCUGCUAUAUUGAAGUUGCUUGACCGCUCAACUAUUGACUCAGUUUCAAGUGAUAAUGCUGAAGGAGAUAUGGAAAAUGAUAUGCUUGGCUCGGUGAAGUCUUUGGACUGGAAUGACGAACCAACACAAGAACAAGGGGGAACUGAAUCACCUUCAUCAGUAACUGAUGGUGCCACCGUCUCUAAUUUAGAAAAGAAAGAGGAUAAUUCUGGAUGUGUAACCGAAGAAAAUGAAUGGGAUAGGCUUCUAAGAGUGAGAUGGGAGAAGUACCAAAGUGAAGAGGAAGCAGCUCUUGGUCGAGGAAAAAGGGUUAGAAAAGCUGUAACAUAUAGAGAAGCAUACGCUCCACAACCUAUCGGUAAUUCGAAUCAGAAUGGUGCUGAGGCAGAACCAGAACCAGAGCCAGAACAUGAGUACACGUCAGCAGGAAAAGCUUUGAAAAUGAAGUUUGCGAAGCUACGAGCUAGACAAAAAGACAGAUUGGCUCAUAUGAAAGCAUUCAAAGAAUCACAUCCCCUUGAAGAACCGGAUGAUCAAAAUGCAGACCAAGAAGAAGUUAAACCACCUCAAAUAUUGGAUACACUACCGAGUAGGACAGAUCCAAAUUCAAUGCUGGGAAAGGGAAAAGAUUUUGAGGACACUCGCAGGUUGUUUCCUGUUCUUGGCCUAUGCGCUCCAAACUCUAAAAUUAUGGAGUCUAUUAAUCGAAACUCUUCAAGAUCUUUCAAUAGACAAGGCAAGCAUUCAACAGAUGACUUUCCAUUUCAUCUAGCUCCAUGCUCUGGGCCUAUUACUGAGACACCUGCAAAUGCUUGUGUCGAGAGUAAACAUCCAGGUUUAGACUCUGAUACUCUCCCACAACAGCAGAAAACAGGUUUAUCUCCCUUUACUCCCACAUCCUCGGCCGAUGCUUUGCAUCUUCGUCCUGAGAUGAUGUCAUUCCCCAAAUUACCCUUUGAUUUGUCUAAACUAAACUCCUGGGAUACAAAUGUCUCUCAUCCCCAACCUGACUUUUUUCCCAAUUUAUCUUUGGGAAGAUCGAUUCACGACUUCCCCACAAUUCCAAUGCUACCCAAGUUAAAAUUCCGAACAGAUAAUCAGAAAGAAGUGGAUGUGCCGCCUCCGUCUCUGAUGGGUUUGGGUCAAAUGCUGCCCCCAUUUGCAUCUUUGCCAGAGAACCACCGGAAAGUUCUCGAGAACAUAAUGAUGCGAACGGGUUCAGGAUCAACCAAUUCACUCAAGAGGAGACCUGUUAAAGAGUUUUGGUCUGAAGAUGAACUUGAUUACUUAUGGAUUGGUGUUCGUAGACAUGGGUGUGGUAGUUGGGAUGUUAUGCUUAAAGAUCCUAGGCUAAAGUUUUCAAGAUUUAGGACUGUGGAAGACUUGGCAUCAAGAUGGGAGGAGGAACAGCUAAAGAUCUUGGAUACACCAAUUCAACAACAGUUGAAGAGGGGUACAAAAUCUGAGAAAUCUCUCCUUUUUCCGGGAAUUUCUGAUGAAAUGAUGAAACGGGCUUUGAAUAAAAGCCAAGUUGCUGGCAGUCCAUUUGGUUUUCAGCCCCACGUAACAGAAAUGAAUUUGGGAUUGGACGAUAUUAACCGUGAGAAGCUGAUACAUCAUGGAUUUGAAAACGAGCAUUUCCUGCGAAUCCCGUCCUGGAAUGUUGAGAGGUUUCCUGUGAACUUUUCUGGAGAAUCAUCAUCCUCUGGACCUUCUGAUAGAUUGCAGCAACAUUUUCUUCCAAAUCCAAUGGGAUUUCUUGGAGCGAAUGGUGUCGGAUUAUUUGUUUCCCAAGAAAAAGAGGGUUUGAAAAUGCCAUAUUUUCUUAACAAUGGUGGUGUGAUAGGUAGUCACAAAAGUAAAAAUGUUGGUAAUAUGAAGGGAAAAGAGGAGGCUGGCGAUGAUGGUUUAUUAGAUAAGAAAUUGCCUCAUUGGCUUCGUAAAGCAGUUGGUGAUGGGGUUGGUGAGGCUCCUAUACCACCACCAGAGCCUAAGCUACCACCAACGGUUACUGCAAUAGCGGAGUCAGUUCGUCUACUAUACAGAGAUGAAACACCAACUAUUCCUCCGUUUAUUCCUCCUGGAUUGCUGCCUUCCCUGCCUGAAGACCCUCGCAGGAAUUUUAAGAAGAAGAAACGCCGUCACUCACAUGGACUUGGUCUCCAACCGCCAUCAGCAAUCCCUGGAACUAGCCAUAAACCAGACGAACAUGCCGCUUCUACUUCAGGAAAAUCAGGUAUUGAACCUGACCUCAACGUACCACCGCCAACACUAACUGCUGACCAAAAUGUGAUGAAAAUACCAGUGUCACCAAUAUCAAAUACAAAAAUCAAAACAGUAUCACAUGAGACAACGGAAAGUGGGGAAUCAAGCAAGACUCGGUCCACUCCAGCUGCUUAUGAUUUAGACGCUGAAGACGAUGUCUCAUCUGAAGGGAAGAUAUCAGCUGAGGAACCUUGAAGAGUUAUUAUUGCUCCACAAUUUUUGUAGGCAUUUGCUGCAGUCGUUUGAAAGUAGUACAAGCUUUAGUGCAGGUUUUAUAAUGUAAAGUUGUCUUUCUAUUUAGAAAAAGUUCAUCAAGUAAAUUAUCUAUUUAUCUUUCUGUUCAUUUUGAACUAGUUGAGACUUGGGCUUGUUUGUUUGUAUGGCCAUUUGUGUAUUAUGGUUGAGAUCUUAGAACACCUUUGUUGCAGCAUCUUUCUUAAA